Molecule: messenger RNA, 579 nt
Organism: Lotus japonicus
Lineage: Eukaryota; Viridiplantae; Streptophyta; Magnoliopsida; Fabales; Fabaceae
Exons: 1
Coding region: 1-579 (192 amino acids)
Molecular function (GO): zinc ion binding; nucleic acid binding
Source: RefSeq, a predicted model, not a curated record
AUGGAGAACAGACAGAGGGGCCGACCUGAUAACGGAGGACUAGUUUGUUCAGGACAGAGUCAACCAGGAAGGUAUAGUGGUCAGAAACCAGCUGGAAGAUUUGACAGGGGCAAGGCACCGAUGAAGAUGCCUUAUCAGCGUCCUGCUGACAGGGUACCAUUUGUUGGAAGAGGUGCAACACCUGCUUCUAAGGAUGAUGUUAUUUGCUUCAAGUGCAACCAAAAGGGGCAUUAUGCGAACGAAUGUGGCAAGGAGAUUGUUUGCUGGAAGUGUCAGAAACCAGGGCACGUUGAAAGAAACUGCCUCAAUGCUGCAAAGGCCGAGCCAGUGCUGAAUACGGCUAGAGGGAGACGACUUUCUGCUCCAGGUCGUGUGUUCGCAAUCUCUGGCGAACAAGCUACAGUGACAGAUGAUCUUAUCCAGGGUACGUGUGUUAUCGCUGGAACUUCAUUAAUGGUAUUGUUUGAUUCUGGUGCUACGCACUCGUUCAUUGCUGAGCACUGUGUGAAGAAGUUAGGAUUGCUAACUGCUGACCUACCGUUCGAUUUGGUGGUGACGCCCCUGCCGUCGAUCGAUUAG